CGUAAUUCCCACUUCGACAACAUCUCGUCGCUGCCGGGGGCUAGUCACAAGUCGCCCAGAGGCCUCCAUGCUUGUCUCGAAUGCAAACGACGCAAGAUUCGCUGCGAUGGCAACAAACCGUGCAAUAGAUGCCAAGCUAGACGCUACCACUCGCCAUGCGUCUACGAAGAACAACGCCCGCGUGUUGUUCCAUCCAAAAAGGAAAUUGAGCGUCUAUCCAAUAAAUUGGAAAAGUGCAGCAACAUUUUAAGAUGCUUUUUCCCCAACCAUGACGUGGAAUCACUGGUCCUUUUGUCACGCGAGGAGCUCUGUAACCUUUUAGAGAAGCCGUCCCCCCAAUUGACCGAGCAGCUUCCAUCGCCGCCACUUCGUACUCCGAACAGUCAACUGUUUGAUCUUGAACAGAUUCCGGCUCAGGACGCAGAAUGGGACGAAGAACGACGAGAAAGAGAUCCCUUGCCAGCGGAAGCCGACGACGUGAAUGCAUUAUCGCUCACUCUCGACCGACAAACAUCAUAUCUUGGCAUAUCAUCAGUUAGGGCGGCGAUGCUCGUCAUGGUUCAUAUCCAGCCACAGCUACAAGCCUCCUUGGCAUUCCACCAAAGAAACAGCACAAAACGAAAUAUAGAAGAAGCGUUUACGACUUACAAUCCGGCAGAAGCCACACAGGAGCUGGUGCCUGUUCGGUGGACGCUGAAAGGCCAGGCUCUUAUCGAUGCUUACUUCAAGGGGUGCCACGUCUUCACCCCAAUGCUCGAUGAGGUCACCUUUCGUGCAGAUUAUCUCAGCGCCAGAAGGUAUGACGCCCCAUGGCUCUCUUUGGUGAAUAUGGUUUUCGCCAUUGGAAGCAUAAUGGCCACCAAGUCAAGCGAUACGGAUCACUUCAAGUACUACGAAGAAGCGAUGAAACACCUCAGCCUUGCUGCUCUAGGUAGUAGUUGUAUUGAAACGGUUCAAUCAUUGGCCCUUCUUGGCGGUCACUACCUCCACUACAUAAAUCGACCAAACAUGGCCAAUGCGAUUCUUGGGGCCACAAUCAGGAUGGCCAGCGCCCUGGGUCUCCAUCGCGAACCAGCUAAUCAAGGUAUAAAUAACACGGCGGCUGACGAAGUGCGAAGACGAACGUGGUGGUCCUUGUUUUGCCUAGAUACAUGGACUACAACGACGAUGGGACGACCGUCCUUUGGACGCUGUGAUCCUUCAAUUGAUAUCCAGCCCCCUCAACUCAUUGCUGAACAAGAAGAACGCGACUCUGCACAACACGCCGGGGUUAUGCCUUUGCUGGAAAACAUCAAGUUUUGCAAGAUUGCGACCAAGAUCCAAGAUAUGCUCGCUGUAGCGUCUCUCUGGGGCACGGAAAGCCGUAAAAAACUGGAUGAUAUGCUAGUCGAGUGGUAUGAGAACCUCCCGGGCUUACUACACCGCACGGAGAAGUGCGCCGAGCCUCUACAUCUCUCUAGAUGCAAUCUCAGAUGGAGGUACUGGAACCUUCGUAUGCUCCUCUACCGCCCAGUGCUUCUUGCUGUGGCCAGCAGUGACAAGAAUGACCCCCUCGCCGCUGAAGAUGCUGAAGCAAUAGCAACUUGCCAAGAGUUAGCGAACAAAAUAAUACAGGAUAUCGCGAGCGGUUGGACCAGGCAUCAAAUGUCUGGGUGGAACGCUGUCUGGCUGCUAUAUCAAGCAUCAAUGAUCCCCUUGAUCAGUAUUCUGUGGCAGCCCAACAGCCCAGAUGUUACAGAAUGGAAAUACCAAGUCACCACGAUAUUGGAGCUGUUUGAAGAGAUGGAAGAGUGGUCACUAGCAGCGCGACGUAGCAGAGACGUUGUUGGACUGAUUUACGAAGCAAGUUGUCACUUUAUAGGUCAGAGUGAAGGGAGCAUGUUGCUGGAGCAGUUUGAGGCGUCUGAUUUGACACAGGCAGACAUUUAUGCUUGGUCGGAUGGACUGAAGUUGGAUUAUAUUGCAGAUAUGCAAAAUCAAGACUGGCAGUGGGAUAUAAACACACUUCUAGGGUCA
Messenger RNA from Clonostachys byssicola, 2016 nucleotides. The record is from the annotation of a GenBank genome assembly. NCBI's taxonomy places the organism in Eukaryota, Fungi, Ascomycota, Sordariomycetes, Hypocreales, Bionectriaceae.